GCGCUGGGCGGGUCCCAGGUGAAGCUGUCUGACGGCUCAGUGAAAACGGUAACCACGUCGACAGCAGCCCACCUGUCCAAGCCGGCCACGACCAUGCUCAGGAUGACGGGCGGAGUCAUCACAGCCGCUAGUCAACCGGUGAGUGGGAGGAGUUUGGAGUAUUUGGGGUAGCCUCCCCAAAUAGACCCUGUAUCAGAACUAGAUUAUCUGGUCCUUUAUGGAACCAAGAAGCCUCUCUUCCGUGCCUGAUCCCCAUUUUGGAACUCCACUCUUCCAGAACUGUUAAUUAGAAUGUCAGCAUCUUGCCAGAGAAAUGUGUUCCUUUGUUUCAGCUAGAACUCCCUAAACCCACUGGCUUAGCUUGAGCAGUCUGCCUUAAUUAGAAUGAAUGGGAUUUAUCAGUGGAGCUGCAGAAGGGGAACACAGGGCGGUGGACCCUAACAUAUUAUGAAAAGAGUUAUAAAACUAGAAAGGUGUAGUACCCGUAGUUUGUAUCAUUCUUUCUCUCUAAGAAAGUUUUUUUGGUCAUUUAUUUCAUACACAGACUGAAACCAUGUGGUGAUGUUUAGGGCAGUAAAACUAUGUGAAUUUGUCUGUUUGUGUCUGUGUGAGUACAUCUUCACGAAGGCCAGCUGUUUGUGGUUGUUUGGUUCCAGCUAGCGGAGGUGUCCGGUCAGGCCAAACCUGUAUCCCACUCUGUCCUGGUGGCAGCCAACCAGGCAGCAGUCAUCAACGCCGCAAAGAAUGCCAGCGCUGCUACCGCCAUUACCAUGGCAAGGAACACCACGGCUGCCGUUACCAUGGCAAAGAAAGCCACGGCAAACGCCGUUACCAUUGCAAAGAGCGCCACCGGUUUGGUAACCAUGCAGAAGGGCGCCACGGCGCCAACUGUCACCUUGGCAAAGGGUCCCAACACCUCUACCACUGUUGUUACCGUUACUAAGAGCGUUACAAACAUGCACGUCAUCAGCAUGGCCAAAGGGGCGGGUUCUAUGGUUGUGGGUGUGCCCAAGAGCGCCAGCACGACAUUGGUCAGUGCGGCAUCGCUGGUCAGCGGGAUGGCAGCAGGGGGAGGAAAGACAGCUGCUACUCUAUCAGGUAGGAAGAGAAUACCUCUUAUGUUGUUUGAGAAAGUGGAUUGCUGCUAUUUUGGGACAGGUCUAAAAAAAAUAUCUGUGGGAUCACCUGUAUAAGUAAAGCAUCGAUUUAGAAUAAAUAGAUCAUGUAAGUGGCCAAAUGCCCCAUCCAGGCUAAGAGUUGUCUCCUGUGCUCUGGUCUUGUCCAGGUAUGCUGAAGAUCCACUCUGGCGGGUCCAGCUCCCAGCAGACAGUGCUGGCCAUACCAGCCAACCAGCCCAAACAGCUGGGGGUGGGCACUGGCACAGGAGGGGUACAGACCGUACACAUGCCCGUCAACAAAGGUAAGAGUCAGUCAGUCCAUCCAUGGUAAAUUAUUCCAAAAUCUAUCAAUCCAUCAGACAAUCCAGUGUUUUUCCUGACAUAUAUUUUUCAGACAGUGACACAAAGGCCCUCAAGGCAUAUGACUAUUCUCCAGAGUAGCUGACAUCCUACCAUUAUAUUGAAAUCAAUAGAAAACCAGGUAGACAGACUUUCGCAGUACCCCCUGAGGACUGGUGAGCAGAAGUCUGUGCUGUGGGAUUCUACCUAUUCCCCAGAUGUGAGCUGGGACUGGGAGACUGAGAGAUGCGCUUCGGUGGGCUGGGGAUUGAGUUAGUGCAGCUAGAGAGAGAGGGGGAGCAGGGGUGUUGCAAUAUUAAAACUCCUCACACACAGACACACACACACACACACACAGUGCACCUGGGUUUUAAAGUAACUGGCUCGCACACAGUGUACUGAGGAGGAAGUCUAGGCACCAGCUGAGCCCCAGGCCUACAUGUGUGAAUAUAGAGGUUUUGGUGCCUAGUCAUGAGGGCCUGAAAAGCAGUCACCUUCACCGCUAAAGUCACUGCUUUAUUCAUUAUACAUUCAAUAUUCAUGUGUGGGUUUGUUCUUGUUGUCCCCUCCUGUGUGUGUGUGUGUGUGUGUGUGUGUGUGUGUGUGUGUGUGUGUGUGUGUGUGUGUGUGUGUGUGUGUGUGUGUGUGUGUGUGUGUGUGUGUGUGUGUGUGUUUGUGCGCGCACGCGCAUAGUAGUAGUCCAGUCCAGCAGUGUGUCUAAAGGACCAGCUCCCAGUAGUAGCUCCACUCCCUCCCCUGGAGCAGGAGUGGCUGCAGCUGGAGUCUCCCCCAGUCCUGGAGCUGCUACCCAGGCCUCGCCUUCCCCCUCCCUCACCCUGCCUCUGGCCCAAGGUGAGAGGAGCACCCCUCGCCUCGCUCUGUCUUUCCUCUCCUUCAACAUCCUCCUGUCCCUCCUUCAUUCCUCUCUUUUGGUGGCCCUCCCUUAAGGCAUCAGCAUACUUCAGUUCGGCUGGUGCCUAUCCGAGCUCAGCGAGGCGAACCAAACAAGUUUUCUCGCAUACUCCCUUAAAAGACCUUCGCUUGAAAAAAUUAGAAAAAAGCAGCAAUACUACUGUUUUUUCCAUUUUGAGACGCCGUAGCCAGUAUACACUUCCCCCCAAAUAGUUAGAAUUAAUCUAAGAUAACUCAAGAAAUCUGUCAUUAAUUUUUAUGUUUUUGCCAAGGAGAUCUUAGUCGCGCAAUUUUGCAUCUGACUAGGAUGCAGUAUCUUUCAAGUGAAGAAAUGUGUAUGCGAGCGAGUCGUCUCGUUGAAUGACAACAGGCAAUUACUUCAUUGACGAAUCCCUACUGUUGACCAAUCGCCAAUGAGGGGUCGUUGUAGACUUCGGCUACCGAAAAUAAAUGGUGUGCCCAAACAGCUGAAAAAACCCUUGCCAAAGUCCAAAACAAACAAAAACGUCACAGAAUGUCAGCAUAAUAUACAGUACCAGUCAAAAGUUUGGACACAGCUACUCAUUAAAGGGUUUUUCUUUAUUUUUACUAUUUUCUGCAUUGUAGAAUAACACAUAUGGAAUCAUGUAGUAACCAAAAAAGUGUUAAACAAAUCGAAAUAUAUUUGAGAUUUGAGAUUCUUCAAAGUAGCCACCCUUUGCCUUGAUGACAGCUUUGCACACUCUUGGCAUUCUCUCAGCCAGCUUCUUGAGGAAUGCUUUUCCAACAGUCUUGAAGGAGUUCCCACAUAUGCUGAGCACUUGGUGGCUGCUUUUCCUUCACUCUGCUGGUCAAAACUCAUCCCAAACCAUCUCAAUUGGGUUGAGGUCGGGUGAUUGUGGAGGCCAGGUCAUCUGAUGCAGCACUCCAUCACUCUCCUUCUUGGUAAAAUAGCCCUUACACAUCAUGGAGGUGUGUUGGGUCAUUGUCCUGUUGAAAUACAAAUGAUAGUCCCACUAAGCGCAAACCAGAUGGGAUGGCGUAUCGCUGCAGAAUGCUGUGGUAGCCAUGCUGGUUAAGUGUGCCUUGAAUUCUAAAUAAAUCACUGACAGUGUCACCAGCAAAGCACCCCCACACCAUCACACCUCCUCCUCCAUGCUUCACGGUGGGAAUCACACAUGCGGAGAUCAUCCGUUCACCUACUCUGCAUCUCACAAAGACGCGGCAGUUGGAACCAAAAAUCUCAAAUUUGGACUCAUCAGACCAAAGGACAGAUUUCCACCGGUCUAAUGUCCAUUGCUCGUGUUUCUUGGCCCAAGCAAGUCUCUUCUUCUUAUUGGUGUCCUUUAGUAGUGGUUUCUUUGCAGAAAUUCGACCAUGAAGGCCUGAUUCACGCUGUCUCCUCUGAACAGUUGAUGUUGAGAUGUGUCUGUUACUUGAACUCUUUGAAGCAUUUAUUUGGGCUGCAAUUUCUGAGGCUGGUAACUCUAAUGAACUUAUCCUCUGCAGCAGAGGUAACUCUGGGUCUUCCUUUGCUGUUGCGGUCCUAAUGAGAGCCAGUUUCAUCAUAGCGCUUGAUGGUUUUUGCGACUGCACUUGAAGAAACUUUCGAAGUUCUUGAAAUGUUCCGUAUUGACUAACCUUCAUGUCUUAAAGUAAUGAUGGACUGUCGUUUCUCUUUGCUUAUUUGAGCAUUUCUUGCCAUAAUAUGGACUUGGUCUUUUACCAAAUAGGGCUAUCUGCUGUAUACCACCCCUACCUUGUCACAACACAACUGAUUGGCUCAAACGCAUUAAAAAGGAAAGAAAUUACACAAAUUAACUUUUAACAAGGCACACCAGUUAAUUGAAAUGCAUUCCAGGUAACUACCACAUGAAGCUGGUUGAGAGAAUGCCAAGAGUGAGCAAAGCUGUCAUCAAGGCAAAGGGUGGCUACUUGUUUAACACUUUUUGGGUUACUACAUGAUUUCAUAUGUGUUAUUUCAUAGUUUUGAUGUCUUCACUUAUUCUACAAUGUAGAAAAUAGUAAAAAUAAGAAAAAUCCUUGAAUGAGUAGAUGUGUCCAAACUUUGACUGGUACUGUAUGCACGAGCUGUUCUGAACUGUUUCGGCUGGGAAGCGUGCGGACGCCUUUAGCCUUCCUUUCUCUUUCCACUCAAUGCAUUCAGCUCCCCAUCUCUCCUUUUCACCUCACGUUUCUACCACUUAACAAUUCCUCCAUCUUUUUAUAUUUCCACCCUCAACCCCUCUCUUCUACUCUCUCCCCCUUCUUCCUCUCCCCCUUCUUUCCUCACACCCCGGUCCUUGCAAAGGUUGUCUUGUCUUGUUUGUAUUUUGAGCCCCAUCUCGUACUCUGUAUCUCCCGUCUCCUCUACAGUGAAGACAGAGCCAGGAGUCUCUACACCCGUCUCUGCUACACAUGCCCCUUCGCCCCCUGUAACAGCCCCUGUCGCCUCCUCCACCCCUGUAGCUGCCCCUCCCACUGCGUUCGCCUCAGUCAAACUGGAGCAGGGGGCCGACACCAGCUCACACCACCACAUCGAGGUCAUCAAGUAAGGACAACUCGGAUACAAUAUGAGUUAUUACAAAGGGGUCCCAAGAGAACCUGUACUAAGCUCAUACAACAUCAGUUACACUAUGAAAGGCAUUGGCUAACAUGUAAGGACUACUUAGAUAUAUCUCAGACAAAACAUUAUAUGCCAUGAAAAGGACCGGCUAUUUGCGAACAACAAAGCACCAAGCCAUUAGCAUAGCAGCAGUAGGAUAGUUCUAUACCGCAGAAGCAAAUUGGGCUAUUGGAUAUGGAUGGUUUUGGCACUACACUCAGAUCUAUAGGUUUGCUGAGAGUCUGUUGGGGGUCUUGUGUGUGAUAAUGUGUUUGUGAUGUGUGUUUGUGCCUCUCUUGGCUCCUCAGCACGGAACACAUACAGACCCUCAUGCAGCUGCUCACCGCCGUGGUGAAGAAAUCCCCCCUCAUCGUACCAGAGAAGAGUAAGCUCCCUUCUACAUUCUACUCUUUACAUCCAUUCUUAGACAAGUUGCCAUAUAAAUAAAGCUUGAAUGAGACGGAUGGGAUGUUAAAUGGGUGUCCUGACGCUCUGUGGUCAUUAAAAAUCCCAUGGCACUUAUCGCAAGUCUAGGGGUGUUAACCCUGGUGUUCUGGCAAACAUUCCCAACCUAGGGUCAUUUCCAUAAUGGCCACCUAAUCAUCCCUCUCAUUCUUAAUUGGCAUAUCAUUCCUCACCUUUCCACCAUGCUAGCUGAUGUGUGGUGAGCGUUCUGGCACAUACUGGUUGCCGUGCGUCACCCAAGUGGGUGCCACACAUUGGUGGUGGAUGAGGUGAGUUUCCCCCUUACUAUGUAAAGCGAUUUGAGUGCCUUAGUUGGUAGAAAGGCGCUAUAUAAAUCCAAUCUAUUAUUAUUAUUAUGUAGACACUGUGUUGUGUGUUGUAUGAUUCAUCUUGUGUUGUAUUGUUUAGCCGAGGACUCCCAUCCGUUCUGUGCAGUGUCUACUGAGCAGUAUUACUCCUGGAACAUUGGGAAACGCAGGGCAGCAGAGGUAAGAUUGUUUGUUUGUGUUGUUGGCUGUGUGUUUGUUAGUCUGGCUGUGUACAACGUGUAAACAAGUCAGAGUUCGUUUGUGUGUGUUUACACAAGACUUUGACUCUGCAUAUUUUCUGCUUACCUCAUGUCUCCCUGUCCAGUCAGAUGCUUCUCUCUCUGUAUGUUUCCCCAGUUAUCAUCCUCCUCUUUCAUCUCUACAAAAUACACACACACACACACACACACAUACUUUUACCCAAGCUGCUGCCUAGAGCCUCUGUAGACCCAUAAUAUCUGUGGAGGCAGUCUAGACUGGUUUUCUACCCGAGGCUGACUACUGACUGUGUUAUGGUAACUUCUAUGAACUCAUAAAGGACGUUCAGAGGAAAUGAUGCCGAAGACACCCCCUGGAGAGGGUUGGCCCUGUGCUGUCUAGCUAAAAUCCAAUCAGUUAAAAUCCUCUGUUUACUCCAUAUCAACAGACUCCAUGUGAUUAAUAUGCUAAGUACAAUUUGAGUGACAGCUGCUGAAAGGGAAUAAAGGGAGAAUUGUGAGGAAUCAGAGCUGUCCUUCGUCUAUUAAUUGUAUUGUACUAUGUCUUCUGACCCAUGUUUUGCAUUGUGAUUGUCAUUAAUAAAGAAAUUAGGAAAGAAAAAAGGAAUCGGAGCUAUCUCCAUUAUAAUGUGCAAAGUGUGUUGACUGUUUUGUAUCUAGUAUGUAUAUACAUGUAACUGCCAAAAUAAAGUAAACGCCAACAUAAAGUGUCUUGAUAGGGUGUUGGGCCACCACGAGCCAGAACAGCUUCAAUGCACCUUGGCGUAGAUUCUGGAAGUGUCUGGAACUCUGUUGGAGGGAUGUGACACCAUUCUUCCUCGAGACAUUCCAUCACUUGGUGGUUUGUAGAUUGUGUUGUAAAACUCUCUUUAGGUACCGCUCCAGAAUCUCCCAUAAGUUCAAUUGGGUUGAGAUCUGUUGACUUGAGAUGCCCAUGGCAUAUGGUUUACAUCGUUUUCAUGCUCAUCAAAUCAUUCUGUGACCACUUGUGCCCUGUGGAUGGGGGCAUUGUCAUCCUAUGGGAGCAUAGCCGUGGUAGCCAAAAUAAUGGCCUGCCCAGCAUUUUUAUACAUGACCCUAAGCAUUAUGGGAUGUUAAUUGCAUAAUUAACUCAGGAACCACACCUGUGUGUAAGCACCUGCUUUCAAUCUACUUUGUAUCCCUCAUUUCCACAAGUGUUUCCAUUAUUUUGGCAGUCACCUGUGUGUUGACUUUGAGUGCACUUUAAAUGAAGUUGCUAUGGUUUGUCUCAUUGUAGCUCCAGCGAGCGGUGGCAGUGAAGCGUGUGGUCCAGGAUGUGUUGGAGCGCUGCCCCCGCCUGCAAGCCCUCACCCCCCCUAAGACCAGAGAGGUGGUCCAGUGGUGCCGGCAGAGGGGCUACACUCCCCCGGACCCCGAGCCCCUACGCAGCAGCAGGCCUGACGAAGGAACCAUCGAGGACAUCCUCACACAGAUAGACAACGAACCAGGUAGAGUGUGGGUGGGGGGGGAAAGAGGGUGUAGGCGUGUGUGUGUGAGAGAGAGAGAUUCAGUGGUGUUGGAAGAGUUUGUGUGCAUGACUCUCCGGGAGAAAUGUCACUGCAACUCUAUUAUGUGGCAUUCUUUGUAACCUUUUUCAAAGGCCAGUGUACUGUAUGCAGGCCUGUCUGGUAUUCACAAGCAGUCCUAAUUCAUUCUGUCCAUUGUUCCUGUUCCUGUGUGGAGGAGAAAGGAGGUCGCUAGCCUGAUGAGUCACACACCAGGCUGAGAGCCCAAACAGCCAAGCUCUGUUCUGCGCGGCUCUGCUCUAAUCACUAUGGCCCAAAUACCCCAAAUGCACACACUCUUUUGCUUUCUCUCUUUCAUACACUCUCUCUACCUCACUCACUCACGCUCACUCUCUUUCUCUGCAUGUCUAAACACAAAGUUAGGAACAGAUGUGCUCAGCCUUCACACCUGUUUAAAGCUCUCACCUGUUAGCCUAUUUUCUGAAGGUUAUUUUCAGGAUGGAAUUAAUAUAAAGAGCUAGGAAGUCUUUAUUUACGGUGCACCUAAGUUGUGUAUUUACAUUUCUCUUAAUUGUCCAUUUUAUCUUUAUUCAACCUUUGUCCUUCUACUCCUUCUAUGGAGUACAGAGCAAUAUACACUGAGUGUACAAAACAUUUAAUGACAUAGGCUGACCAGGUGAAUCCAGGUGAAAGCUAUGAUCCCUUAUUGAUGUCACCUGUUAAAGCCACUUCAAUCAGUGUAGAUGAAGGGGAGGAGACGGGUUAAAUAAUUAUUUUUAAACCUAGAGACAAUUGAGACUUGGAUUGUGUAUGUGUGCCAUUCAGAGGGUGAAUGGGCAAGACAAAAUAUUUAAGUGCCUUUGAAUGGGGUACGGUAGUAGGUGCCAGGUGCACCGGUUUGUGUCAAGAACUGCAACACUGCUGGGUUUUUCACGCUCAACAGUUUCCCGUGUGUAUCAAGAAUGGUCCACCACCCAAAGGACAUCCAGCCAACUUGCCACAACUGUGGGAAGCAUUGGAGUCAACAUGGGCCAGCAUCCCUGUGGAAUGAUUUCGACACCUUGUAGAGUCCAUGCCCCGACGAAUUGUGGCAGUUCUGAGGGCAAAAGAGGGGGUGCAACUCAAUAUGUUUUGUACUCUGUGUAGACGCCCACACAUCUCACAACUCACUUCACCCUGCUACUACCUCAGGCUGUAGAUAGAGAACAUUCACUGUUAUUGGAACCUCUACUUUUUUUUGUGUGUGUGUUAACGUGUGUGUAUACAUCUUUCUCUAGAGUGCCCCUCUACCCUGGGUAGCUGUGAGGAGUUGGUCCAGCGGUUGGAGCAGCUGCAGACCCUGCUGAAGACUGAGCCCGAGGAUGAUGACGAUGAAGUCCUAGACAUCGUCAGUGUGACCCCGCCCUCUCAGAGGUUAAAGGUCAAAGAAGAGGAACAGGAAGCGGACCCCGAGCCAAAGUACUUCCUGGCACCCUGCCCCUCGGCCCAGUUCAUCAGCGACACAGCCCAACAGGUGAGGAGCUAUCUGGUCGGCACCGACAGAUAAGGGAGUUGGUCAAAGUUGACCCUUACUUAGGGAUGCACAACUUUGAUCCUCCAUGGCCACAGUGUGUGCUGGCUUUCCUUCCUGCCAUAUAAAUAUACCGAUUUGGACCUUGGAGGAAACCAAGUAUGUGCACUUUGCAGUGAAAUUCAAUUCUCAGACUGGUGGACAAUUUUCCUUUGCAGAUCAGAGGUUGGCUAUGAAAUUUGAUAAGCACCUAAAAAUGGCCAGGUUUCACGGUGCUGUAUUAAGAUGCUAGAGAAUUGUGGAUUGUGUGAGGAUUAAAAUCCUGUAAGAGGCCUCCCGAGUGGCGCAGCGGUCUAAGGCACUGCAUCGCAGUGCUUGAGGCGUCACUACAGACCCGGGUUCGAUCCCAGGCUGUGUCACAGCCGGCCGUGACCGGGAGAUCCAUGAGGAGGCGCACAAUUGGCCCAGUGUUGUCCGGGUUAGGGGAGGGUUUGGCCGGCUGGGAUUUCCUUGUCCCAUCGCGCUCUAGCGACUCCUUGUGGCGGGCCGGGCGCCUGCAAGCUGACUUCGGUCGCCAGCUGGACUGGAUGGUGUUUCCUCCGACACAUUGGUGUGGCUGGCUUCCGGGGUAAGCGAGCAGUGUGUCAAGAAGCAGUGCGGCUUGCCAGGGUCGUGUUUCAGAGGACACAUGGCUCUCGACCUUCGCCUCCCCCGAGUCCGUAGGGGAGUUGCAGCGAUGGGACAAGACUGUAACUACCAAUUGGAUAUCAAAUUGGGGUAAAAAUAAAUACAAUUAAAAUAAAAGAGGAGUGUGUACAAAUAUACACUCCUAGCAUCAGUACAGCUGUGUACAGUAUCUUGUGCUAACAAGACCCAGCAUCUCCUAACUUAAGUCUCACUCUUUCUCUUUCUCUCUAUCCCUUCUCCCCUCACACUUUCCUCUCUCCAUCGCUCUCAGAUUGGGGUGGCCUUUCAGCAGGUGGAGGUGGAGAAGAAUGUGUUUGCUCCGGUGAUCGAGGCCAUGAUUCUCAAGGUCAGUCACUCCGGAUGCCUCAAACACUUAUAAUGAACAAUGAGAAUAACAGUUGGCCUCACUUAGAGAUAGAUGUCAUUCACUAGAUUGAUGAAGACAUUUUUCCUGUGUCCCUCUGUGCACCUGUCUCUGUUCCUGUACUGAUAUAAGAUGUUCUGUGAUGUAGUAUAUAUUGUAUAAUGUGUUUCUGUCUUCUGCAGGCGACAGAGCAGUUUGCUAGUGACAUCCUGAGAGAAGCUCUGGCUGGAGCCCAUGUAAAAUCCCCCCAGAACAGGUGAGACACACUCAUUAUCCCCUUCACACUGAGCUGGUAUACUAAACACUGAGAAUGUAUUGUAUUUUUCCCUAUUAAAUACACUAUUAGAUAAAUGAAUAUCUUCCUUUUGUGUCCCCAGGGCUCCCAGGGAGAUCACAGCCAUGAACAUUCACCAGGCGUCCAGCAGCAUCCCCACAUGUGACUUCCUCACCAACACACACAUGGGCUACCUGACCAAGGAGGACUGA
Messenger RNA from Coregonus sp. 'balchen', 10478 nucleotides. The record is from the annotation of a GenBank genome assembly. Lineage: Eukaryota; Metazoa; Chordata; Actinopteri; Salmoniformes; Salmonidae.